This is a messenger RNA of Musca domestica (house fly), 3658 nucleotides long. It is a transcript of the gene Ugt50B3, whose product is annotated as 2-hydroxyacylsphingosine 1-beta-galactosyltransferase. The coding region runs from base 1441 to 2991 and encodes 516 amino acids. Lineage: Eukaryota; Metazoa; Arthropoda; Insecta; Diptera; Muscidae. The record is from RefSeq and is a predicted model, not a curated record. Gene Ontology annotation, molecular function: UDP-glycosyltransferase activity. The transcript is spliced from 8 exons.
UCAAUGCAGUAUUGAUCCAAAAUUUGCCUUGCCGUAUUGAUCAGCAUUCCAAAAAGGGUUAAUGCCAAACUACAAUAUGCAGAUGAGCUAUUGGAAUUUUAAGUAGCCCAUAAAAAUUACUAUAGAAGCUAUGAAUGAAUGGAUAAAUGAAAUGGGUAAACAGAUAACAGAUCAAAAAAACAACAACAAUAACAACAAAAAUAGAUUCCAAUUUAGAUGUUAACAGCAUACGAUGGUAUUUCUGUCUGUCUGUCUGUCUGUCUGUAUGUAACAGGGGAAGCUAUGCAAUUACACAAACGCAGCGACAACAGCAGUGAUGUUAACGUUGAGUGUCUCACAGAAAAGCGAAUCAACGACCCGACCGACUUGGCUGGCUGCUAAAUAAAAAAAAGCCACAGCUCACAAAUGUGGCCAAAAUACAACAACCAAAACAAACUAAAAUCCAUAACAAAAUGUUAAGACUUAUUGGCGGCUCAUAACGGCAUUCGGCAGUCAGUUGCUAAACGUCUUUGCGCAGAGAAACUACCAGUGAGCGGUGGAAGAAAACUUGAAAUCGAGAUUUAAAGAAAAACAGAAAAUCUCAAAGAAAAAUAAAAAAAUAAUAAAAAAAGAUCAUGCCAAAUUAAGAAAUCAAAAAUCUAAUGAGGAUGAUAGUGGGAAAAUAAUAAAAAAGCUUGUGUAAUAUUUUUCAAUACGAAAGUAAGUGACUAAAAUUACAAGAAACUUAAACAAAAAUACCAAACUUAAUCUCAAGACAGUUGUUGUUGUUGUUGCCCUGCAAGCUACCAAUAUUGACUCUCUUACAUGCUGGUAUUGGUGGUGCUGGUGAUACUGGUUACAACUUCAACCGAAAGUGUAUAACGAACGCCAAAAAAUAUAAAAAAAAACAAAUAAAAACAACAGCAACAACAACGUUUUCUUUAAUGUAAUUUGGCCAAAUUCAUUGAAUCGUACGUACGGUUAAAAAAACGUUACAUUCAACAUUUAUUGAUGGCUGGCGUUGUCGUUGUUGUUGCCAUAGACAUGCGGCAGUUCCAUUAUUUUUAAUCACCGUGAUCGUCGUCGUCGUCGUCGUUGUCGUCUUAUUUGUUGUUAUUGUUAACAUCGUCGCCGCCGUCGUCACAAGUGCGUGCCCGUUUCGUUGACUGCUGUGCAUUGGAAAACGUUUUCAUAUUCCGAAAAAAACACUAACAAACCGAAGAAAACAAAAACAACAACAACAAUAACAACAACAAAAUUGCAGUCUAACUAAAGUUUGUCCGGUCGAAAAAACCGAAAUUAUUUGAAUUUCAUUUAAUAUUCAACGGCUUAACGGUGACAUUCGUCGUAAUUAUCAACGUCAUCGUCAUAAACAUCGAUAACUGGAAAACGUCAAUCACCCCCGAAAUAACAUCAUUGUCAUCAUCAUUUGUCAACGAUUUUUUUGAGCUGUAGUUAAGCAUGAAUUCGUUAAUAGUUUCUUCAAUAUUUCUGCUGUGUGUGGGGAGUUGUUUCUCGGCGGAGAUAUUAAUGGUCACCAUGGGCGGUACCAAGUCACACAAAAUUCCCUUUUGGGAAUUAGCCAAGGGGCUAAUAGAGAGGGGUCACAACAUAACUUUCCUAAGUGGUUUUCCCUCCGAUUUCCACAUUGAUGGCCUGCACGAGGUAACGCCCUCCGGUCUCGUUGAGUAUAUACAGAAUUAUACCAACUGGGAUUUGGUGGGGGCACGAAUGUCAGGUGAAAUGCCAAUCUCCGUAUGGGAUGGCAUACGUUAUGCAUUCCAGUCUUGCGAUGCAAUGUUGGAGGAUGCAGAAACCCAGGCUUUGAUGAAUCGUAAUUUCGACUUGGCCAUACUCGAUGGAGCCUAUCCGGAGUGUGCCCUCGGCAUGGUGUAUCAAUACAAAAUACCUUUUAUGUACAUGAAUACGGUUGGGUUCUACACGGGCAGCCUUUCGAUUUCGGGUAAUCCAGGGUCGUAUGCUGUCACCCCAAAUUUCUAUACGACAUUUACGGACAACAUGAAUCUUCUGGAGAGGGCAGCCAAUACGGGCAUACAAAUAUUUUCGGAUUUAAUGCAUCAGUUUGUCAUGGCCUGUGUGUAUCGUGUGAUGAAGCAACGCUUGGGCCAUCAAAUACCCCAUCCCUAUGAAAUUUCCAAAAAUGUCAGCUUUAUUUUACAAAAUGGCCAUGCCGUGGUCUCCUAUCCACGCUCCCUAAAUCCCAAUGUGGCCGAGGUGGCCUGCAUCCACUGCAAACCAGCUAAGCCUUUACCCAAGGACCUCGAAGAUUUCAUUACCUCCGCUGGAGAAUCUGGUUUCAUCUAUGUCUCCAUGGGUUCUUCAGUGAAAGCAGCAAAUAUGCCAAAGACCCUACGUCGUCUGUUGGUGCAAACUUUCGCCCGCCUACCCUACCAUGUUCUGUGGAAAUAUGAAGGCAGUGCUGGGGAAAUUGAGGGUCUAACGGAAAAUGUCAAAAUUAGUCGUUGGUUGCCACAACAGGAUAUUUUGGGCCAUCCCAAACUAAGGGCCUUUGUAACACAUGGUGGUCUGCUGAGCAUGUAUGAGACGGUGUAUCAUGGUGUGCCCGUGGUAACCAUGCCCGUCUUCUGUGAUCAUGAUGUCAAUUCGGCCAAGGCUCAGGUGGAUGGCUAUGCCAUUAAAUUGGAUUUGGCAACAUUGUCGGCGGGUCAGUUAUACAAAUCGAUCAUGAAAGUCAUCCACGAUCCUCAGUAUAGAAAUGCGGCAAGAUUCCGUCAACGUUUGCUGUUGGAUCAACGUACCACACCGUUGGAGACAUCGGUCUAUUGGACCGAAUAUGUGCUGCGACACAAGGGUGCCUAUCAUCUGCAAUCGCCCGCACGUAAUAUGAAUUGGUUACAAUACUAUCUAAUAGAUGUCGCUGUUUUAUAUUUGAUCUCCCUAUAUCUGAUAUAUUUCCUGGUCAAACGUCUGUUUUUGCGUUUCGAUGUGAUACGAUCGCUGCACACCCCCACAAAGGCAAAGAAGUUAUAAGAAGAAAAUAAUUAAAUAAAUUUAUUGAAAAAAAAAAAAAAAAACAAAAAACAAAAAUAAAUAAAAAUGUUUAAAAUCAAAAUAAAAAAAAUAUAUGUCAUUGUUCUUAAACUCUUUAAAGCUAGUUUUUAUUGACAUUAAAAAAUAAUAAGUUGUAUGUAUGUAAUUGUUAAUUGAAUAUAUUCGAAUUCUUGUUUGUUUUUUAAUUUUCUAAUAUAUUUUUUGUCUGUAAAUGUAAAUGGGUGAUAUUGUAAUUUACUAAAUAUGGUCCAAAAUGUGCUUUUCAAUGUGAGUCUUAUAAAAGAACAAGUUUGAUAUCUUACAUUUAUAUAUGUUAUUUUUAUAUACAUAUAAAUAUUUUUCUUUAGUUUAUAAGCAAACAUUUACAAUAUAAUUGUGUAAAUAUUUUAGUUUUCUGUUUAGGUAAUUAGUUAAUAAGUAAAUUUUAUAUUUAGUUUCCUGUAUAGUGCGAUGGAGAGGCGAAACGAAUAUGAAAUUAGUUUUUAAGACGAAGAGAAAAGACACACACACACACACACAUAUAUGCGCAUAAACAAUAAACCAAAGUCAAUUAAUUUUUUUUGUUCACAAUUUAACUAAUGUAAUAAUAAAUAAUUUAGAAUUUCUUUAAUAAUUAUUAAUAAAUGUAUUUGUUUAUAUAAAAAAA